AUGGCGGCAGUCCUGCAGUUGUGCGUCGACGAACUCUGCUGGGUGUACCACAUCGCAGCGGCCACAAAAUGGCCCAAGCGCCUGACCGACAUGCUGCAGCAUGACAAGUUGUUCACAUUUGCCGGUUUCAGCAUUGAAAGCGACAAAGAGAAGCUGAAGUUGUCCGGUAUGGAGAUCAACCCCAACAAGUUCAUCGACAUUCAGCGCAAGUGGAGAGUUCCAUACACCGGAAAAGAGUACGACUCCUUGACUGAUGUUGCAGCCAGCGUCAUCCACCCAUUCUACAAAGGCAUGAAGAACAAGAUCAGCACGCAGGAAGACUACAAACUGUGGGGGACAAGCGAGCUGCCAGACAACCUCAUCGAGGACGCAGGAGUAGAUGCGUACGCCGCGUAUAAGUCAUGGUUCAUGAUCGACUACAUCACAGAUGGUUCGGAAUUUGCAAAAGAGCGGGAGGCUAACAACUUCUACGACCACCCCUAUUGCCCCUUUACGGGAUGA
This is a messenger RNA of Triticum turgidum subsp. durum (durum wheat), 501 nucleotides long. The record is from the annotation of a GenBank genome assembly. NCBI's taxonomy places the organism in Eukaryota, Viridiplantae, Streptophyta, Magnoliopsida, Poales, Poaceae.